This is a messenger RNA of Bombus huntii, 1026 nucleotides long. It is a transcript of the gene mRpL28, whose product is annotated as 39S ribosomal protein L28, mitochondrial. The record is from RefSeq and is a predicted model, not a curated record. Gene Ontology annotation, molecular function: structural constituent of ribosome. Gene Ontology annotation, cellular component: mitochondrial large ribosomal subunit. Lineage: Eukaryota; Metazoa; Arthropoda; Insecta; Hymenoptera; Apidae. The transcript is spliced from 6 exons. Bases 156 to 971 code for a protein of 271 amino acids.
CGUGGUUCGGACAUGUUUGUAUGACUGCGGCUUAAGAUCUAUUUUGUAUCUUGUUUAACUCAAUAUUAUUUAUUAUCUAUGCUGUAGUCUAAUAAUUUAAACACAUUAAGAGAAUUAUUCUGUUAUUCUAUUACAAAUUUUCGAAAAUAUAAAAUAUGUCAAUGAAACAUCUGGGCAAGAAAUUAUAUUACAUACCAAGACCUACACGAUGGACAAAAGGAAUUGGUGCAGCAUUACCAGAAGAAUAUAAAAAGUUUUGGAAAGAAUGGAAAAUGCAAACACCAUCUGCUGUUCACUAUAUAGAGCAAAAGGGCAGAUAUGUAAAAAACGAAGAAACAGAAGAAGUAUAUCCAGUUCAAAAUGUACCAUUACCCUUAUUAUAUCCUAAGGAAUUUCAUGAAGGACUAUGGGGUGGUGAAGCUAUCAUACAAGGUUUUACAAAGAAGCACAAAUAUGCUCGCAGAUACCCUCGCUUUUGGUUUCCUACUCUUAAAAAGUCCGUAGUUUAUAGUGAAGUUCUAGAUAAAUACAUAAGUGUUGUUGUUACCAAUAGGACUAUUGAUUUAAUAAAUGAACAUUAUGGUUUUGAUCACUAUUUGUUAAAGACUCCUGCCUGUGAUUUAAAGUCCGAGCUUGCACUAAAAAUAAAACGUCAGAUACUUUUGUCAUUGCUUGAUAAAACAUUAUAUCCAGAUGAUCCUGUUAAAAAAGAAGAAAUUUAUAAUAAAUAUAAAGAAUAUUUAACAGCUUAUACACGAGGUGAAAUUGAAUGGUAUGGUUUAACAUAUAAGGAAGCUUGUCAGAAAUUCAUAAAACAAAAUGAAGAAAAAAACGAAGUGAAACCUUUAAAACUUCAAUACAGGUCUGAGUUAAUUGCCCAACUUAAGGAAGAAGAAAGUCAGAUAGUUGCAAAGAAACCUUCAGUAUGGAAGCUACCCUGGAAUCCUUUCACUUCUUCAAAAUCGAAUUAAUAAGUAUAUUAUAUUGUUGUACAUUAUAAAUAAAAAAUAUGAGGUAGUUAAUUCA